UCGAGGUCUAUGGAUCACUUUUAGGCCUCAUUCCCGAAAUAAGGAAUAUUUUUGUAACGCCUGAAUAAUUUAUUCAAACUUUGUUUCAAAGGAUUGAGAAACAUUUGAAAUAAUUGCUUGGAUUUAACUUUUUUUGUGAAGCAUUCCAACAUUAUGUCUCAAAGCUGUCGGUUAUUCUGUGGAUUUAUACUGAGUUUCAUUGGGUGGAUCGGGCUGAUCAUUGCCACUGCCACUAACGACUGGGUCAUAACCUGCAAAUAUGGCAUGCACACUUGCAAGAAAAUGGACGAGCUAGAAUCUAAAGGGCUAUGGGCUGAAUGUGUGGUUUCUACCGCUCUGUACCAUUGCACAGCUUUGAACCAAAUACUCACCUUGCCAGCUUAUAUUCAGACGUCCCGAGCGCUAAUGGUUGCUGCAUGCAUUGCUGGCUUCCCGUCCCUGAUACUGGUCAUGAUGGCCCUGCCGUGCGUCAAACUGGCAAAUGAGACAGACGGCGCCAAGCAUAAACGCGCAAUCCUCGGAGGAUUCCUAAUUCUGUUAAUGUCCCUAGGAGGACUGGUGUCCACUGUGUGGUUCCCCAUUGGGGCGCACCAUGACGAGCGCCUCAUGUCUUUCGGCCUCUCCCUGUACUCCGGCUGGGUGGGCUCGGCCCUGUGCCUCCUCGGCGGGGCGAUGAUGACCUGCUGCUCUGGCGGCGCCGGCGCCCAGACCCAGAACCACCACAACCGCUUCUACUACUCAAAGCAGAGCGGUGCGGCCAACGCCAUGCCUCCCGCAGCCAACCAUGCCAAGAAUGCCCACGUGUGAGAGAACGAGACGGAGCAAGAGAGAGAGUCCUCUUGGCACUGACACAGAGCAGCAAACUAACUCCAGAAGACAAUCACAAAGGAUGCCAAUUCUGACCUUCAAGCAGAGCAGAUGGGAGAGAUGAGAGAUGUUCAUGAGUUCCUCCACCUCUAUGGACAUUUCUUAAAUACGUAAAUAUGGACUAUUACAUUGAGUACAUGAAGUAAUGUUAUGUCAUUUUUUGAAGUCCCAUUUUGUAUUUCUACUAAUACGAAAAUAUAUUAUUAAUACCAUACUUUCUAGUUUAGAUGGUACCUGUAUGAUAUUUUUUUUCCUGUUAUAAAAUCCUACAUUUAUGCAUGAGCACUACAUCCUAUCAUGCUUCUUUGUACUGCCACACUGUCAUCCAUGAAACAACUUUGACAAGGCAGGGAUGCGUCCCUGUCCCCCAGCUGAAUUGAAAGCUCUUCCCCUCGCGCUGAUCGGGGCAUACGUGUCUGACUUAAGCGAGGCAUAUGUCAUAGAGGCAGGAAACCACAUUAUUGAAAAACAGCUGUCCAGGUGGCUCCUCUGGGUUUUUUUUUUCUUCCCUGGGCAGCUCUGCUCUCUCUUUCCUGCUCAUACACCCUCAGGAAAUCGGUAUCUCGCUUUGAAUCACACACACACACACACACACACACACACACACACACACACACACACACACACACAGACACAUACACAUACACAUACACACAUACACACACACACUCUCACACACACGAAAGCACAAAUCACAUGAUUGCAUGAGUCACAGAUACGUAUUACACAGACUCUGGUGCUUUCCUCUGCUGAUUUACUUUAAGUGUUGGGAGAACAGAGACGCGAUAAAGAACAUGCAUGUUUCUCCGGUCCAGGGUUCUCCCUGUGUGUCACAUGUAAUGUGAUUUUAACAGGGAUUGAUGCCAUGUAAUCCCUUUGAAUUGUGUCUAAUAACCAUGACUAAUCUCCUGAUGUGUAAUCUCUCGUUUUGAAAACAUCCCAUAACCCUCAAAUUACCAUUUUGUAACAACAGAUAAUGGCUCCAAGACUAUUGUUGGUGUUUAAUAAAAUAUACUCAUUCUGUUCAGUUUUAUUUAUAGGCUAAUGCCACAUACAGUACGAAACAGUUCACACACCUUUGAAUAGAAUAGAUUAAAUGAUGCGUUGUAUCCGUAAUGAAAUGUAAACCACCUUUUCCACUGAAGAAUAGAAAAGGGCAGAAGCCCACAACAAUCAUCAAACCAAUCUUCCCAUGUCAUCGUGGUUUUAUACAGGAAAUAUGAAAUGAAUUUCAUACUUGCCACAAAAUCUAAUCAUAGUGAUUAAACUACUCUGAAAUAACACAUGAAUGCUGAUCCAAAGAUUGCUGUAGGUUUGCAUUACUGUGAGUCUUCUUGUGACAGAAAAGAA
Molecule: messenger RNA, 2217 nt
Organism: Sardina pilchardus (European sardine)
Lineage: Eukaryota; Metazoa; Chordata; Actinopteri; Clupeiformes; Clupeidae
Gene: cldn11b
Product: claudin 11b
Exons: 3
Coding region: 154-807 (217 amino acids)
Biological process (GO): cell adhesion; bicellular tight junction assembly
Cellular component (GO): bicellular tight junction; plasma membrane
Molecular function (GO): structural molecule activity
Source: RefSeq, a predicted model, not a curated record